UGACGUUUUUUCUGCACACCUGUUUUUUUUUUUCUUGCCCUAGCUUUGCUGCAAGGCCAAUUCACUUAACUUUUGACUAUAUCCACUCCUUUUACCUACUAUUUAAUUUAAUCUAGAAAGGAAUUUAUUUAAAAGGAAUAACAUAAUCAUAAUAUUUGACGAAGACAGCUUCUCUUCACUACGUCAACAAUAUCCAAUAUCGACAUCCGUGACCGCCUUCGUUCAAAUCCGAUAUUAUAGCAAACUAGAAUACCUAGGUAGUUUAUCCUCGACCGCAUCGCCGAACAGAACAAACAUCGAAUCGUCAAGAUGGUGUACGUACGGCAGGAAUUCCUGCCAAACUUGAAGUUGUACAAGUAUUCCGGCGUCGACCACUCCCUGACAUCGAAAUACAUCCUGAAACCGUUCUACACCAAUGUCGUCAUCAAGUGCUUUCCCAUGUGGAUGGCCCCGAACCUGAUCACAUUGACUGGUUUCAUGUUUAUCGUCGCCAACUUUUUUACCCUGCUAUGGUACAACCCGACGCUCGACCAGGAUUGCCCGCCUUGGGUUUAUUAUACAUGGGCUGCUGGCCUAUUUUUAUAUCAGACUUUUGAUGCUGUUGAUGGCUCGCAAGCACGACGAACCCGACAAAGCGGACCCCUCGGUGAAUUAUUCGACCAUGGCGUCGACGCCCUCAAUACAUCCCUCGAAGUCCUAAUCUUCGCUGCUUCCCAGAACAUGGGGCAGAGCUGGUACACGGUAGCCACGCUUUUCGCAUCCCUGCAAACCUUCUACGUACAAACCUGGGAUGAAUACCACACCAAGACCCUAACCCUCGGCAUCGUCAACGGUCCCGUCGAAGGAAUCCUGAUCCUAGUCUUCGUCUACGCACUCACAGGGUACAUGGGGGGAGCCUCCUUCUGGCAACAAUCCAUGUUCGCCACCCUCCACGUGCCCACAACCCUCAACAUCCCAUCAUGGAUCUACGACCUCACGUUCACGCAAUGGUACAUGGUGCAAGGCACCAUCGUGUUAGUCCUCAACACCGUCGAGAGCGCGCGUAAUGUCAUAAAAGCGCGACGGGCACGGGGUGAUCGCAGUCGAUGGGCGUUGUUUGGCCUGUUGCCGUUUUUUGGUACUUGGGUUUUGGUGGCUGCGUAUUUGUAUUUGCAGCCCGUGAUCCGGACGCAACAUCUUGUGCCUUUUUCUAUUUUUGCAGGGAUGGUGAAUGCGUAUAGCGUGGGCCAGGUGAUUACCGCGCACCUUGUCAAGUUACCCUUCCCAUACUGGAAUAUCCUAGCUCUACCCCUAGCCUUCGGCGUUAUCGAUUCCCUAGGUCCUAUUCUACAGGCGCAUGUCGGUUGGGCCUCAGGCUGGCCUAGCGCGCUGGGAGAUGGCGUGUACCAAGUCGCGUUCAUGUUCCUGAUGCUAGGUAUGGCGGUCGGUGUGUACGGAUCUUUCGUGGUUGAUGUUAUUGUCACGAUUUGCGAUUAUUUGGAUAUUUGGUGUCUGACGAUUAAGCACCCGUAUGUGGAGGGCGUUGAGCAGGCUAAUGGGAAGAAGGCGAAUUAAGUGUUGGGAUAUAUGGUAUUUAUCUACCGUUCAUACGAGGAAGAUUCGUAUUAAGAGAACGGGAGGGCUUUAAGUACUUGGGCGGGUAAUGAUUUUCUCUAUCUAAAGAAGUAGAGUGCUUGGGUGUUGGGGGCGUAAGUGGCCUUCUCAUCUAGCUUGGCUUGGGAUGAAACUGGAUACCCAAUAUAAUCCAGCAAAAGGAAAUACCAAGAGGAAAUAUAUCUAUCGGAAGAUAGAAACAAAUCACAUACAGAUGAAAUGAAAGGCGGGGAGCUAGGCGUCUAUGCUGAGACUAUUUGUUACAUGGGAUUAUUUGGUUUUUAAUGAUGAAGGAUAUCUGGAAUUCAAUAUACCCAUGGGAAAGAAAGCAGGAAGGGAAGACAGGGAGGUCAGCGAUAAUAAGGACACCCGAAAAACCAACGGGUGCGGACGGACAACUAAAAUGUCGUUAUUUACUCUCAACUCAGCAAUAUAAGUCAUGAUCUGUU
This is a messenger RNA of Hypoxylon trugodes, 2042 nucleotides long. RefSeq names its product Choline/ethanolaminephosphotransferase. The transcript has 4 exons. The record is from RefSeq and is a predicted model, not a curated record. Lineage: Eukaryota; Fungi; Ascomycota; Sordariomycetes; Xylariales; Hypoxylaceae. Gene Ontology annotation, biological process: phospholipid biosynthetic process. Gene Ontology annotation, cellular component: membrane. Gene Ontology annotation, molecular function: phosphotransferase activity, for other substituted phosphate groups. Bases 310 to 1554 code for a protein of 414 amino acids.